AUAGCAACUCUGCCAGAGGCAUGGCAGGAGUCUAAUCGUGGGCCCCUUGAUCUUGACCACGCCAGCUCCCUUGUCUGCGUCUGGUCUGUCGCUGCUCAUGGCCGAGGCCGAGUUCAUGACGUAUGUUCAGGAGUUCUCCGGACGGGAGGCCGGCCAGAUCGGUCCGAAGGUGACCGAGACUGCUGAGGCCGAUCGCGUGGCGUUUGCCGAGGCGGUCCUUGAUGGUCCUUCAUCUUGGUUUUGCCAAGUGGGCCUUGGCGUAGUUGGGCGGGGCCAUUCUCCUGUUGGGCUGGAUACCCCCAUUCCCGGAUACGCAUCAGUGAGAGACAGUGGCCACAACAACGAGCACACAGAUUCGACAGAUUCGAGGCGAGCAUUCUGUAGGGACGAUACUCUGAACCAACGAUGGCGGCCGAAGAAGGUCCUCUUCCUCGUAGGAGGCGAGUGGAGCUUCCAGAAGGAAUUCUGAUGGAGGUGUUCAAUAGGUUGCCUGUUAAAGACAUAGCGAGAUGCACGGUGCUUUCGAAAGACAUCUACAACCUAAUCCAUUCACAUGCUUUCUACAGGAUGUGGAUCUCGGCCAAUCUACAAGAAACAGUAAUACUGUUU
Messenger RNA from Cuscuta campestris, 609 nucleotides. Lineage: Eukaryota; Viridiplantae; Streptophyta; Magnoliopsida; Solanales; Convolvulaceae. The record is from the annotation of a GenBank genome assembly.